Molecule: messenger RNA, 455 nt
Organism: Thamnophis sirtalis
Lineage: Eukaryota; Metazoa; Chordata; Lepidosauria; Squamata; Natricidae
Source: RefSeq, a predicted model, not a curated record
UGCAAAACUUUAAGAUCGGUCGUAUCUUAUUCGGGGGGUGCCGAUGCUUCGAAGGCGCCGUAAAUAAAAAUAACGGGAAGAUUCUUUUAUUUUCACGGGGGUUUAUUUGGGCUGGGGAGGGGGCAAAACUCGGGGGCUUCUCUUUUGACACCCCCCCUUUUCACCUUCCCAGAAAGAGGAGGAGGCGCAGAAGCUGGGAGAGUUGGCCAUGUUUCCCGCCGAUGGGAACAUCGAUCUCAUGUACUUCCCGUAUUAUGGAAAGAAAGUUCAAGUCAACUACACCCAGCCCGUGGUGGCCAUCAAAUUCCUCAACCUGACCUUCAACCACGACCACAAUGUGGAGUGUAAGAUGAACGCCGUCAACAUCGCGACCAACGACGAGCGAGACAAAUUCGCCGGCCGGGUAGCUUUCAAAAUCCGCGUCAACAAAGACUGAAGCUGACAACGUCCCCCCC